This is a messenger RNA of Nematostella vectensis (starlet sea anemone), 1920 nucleotides long. Its product is annotated as myosin-J heavy chain. Bases 172 to 1494 code for a protein of 440 amino acids. Lineage: Eukaryota; Metazoa; Cnidaria; Anthozoa; Actiniaria; Edwardsiidae. The record is from RefSeq and is a predicted model, not a curated record. The transcript is spliced from 12 exons.
AACGCCUUAUUGCGCAUGCUGAACGAAAUUCGAAUUUGGGACGCGUCGCUGACAAGCCGGCUUUGUAUGCAUUUGUAAGCCCUGGAUUACGAACACCAGUAAUAACUUUAUCAAUAGGGUCUUCGCCGUUGAAGCCGUACUCGCAUUUGCUAUUGUAUGUAAUCUGCGGUUAUGGAUUGGGAGGACAAGUUCUCCUCCAUCGUGAAGGAGACUGAGUCUAAUUUGGCGCGUGUACGGGAUCGUCUUGGGUCAUCUCGAACUAAACUACCAGUCAGCUCUGCAUACAACACCAGCCCAUACCGAGCAGAAAGUUCAAGCCUCAAACCUUCAUCCCGUCUGAGUACCUCAAUGGAUAAUUUGCGACCACGGUCAACCAUGUUUUCAUCAACCACUCGCUCAUCCCUGUCACCUACUAAAACACGGCUAGAUGCAUACAGGUCAACAAGUCCUGUAAAAACUAGCUCAGUGCUGAGUGGCCAACCAUCUAGCCGAGACUCCCCAGCUCUCCUCAAUGUGUUGUUUGAACGUCUGGAGCAACAAGCAGAGGCCCUUGACUCUCUAAGUGGGACAGUAAAACGCUUGGAAAAAGACAAGAAUAAUCAGGCUGGAACCAUUUCAAAAUUACAAGAUGAGGUAUCUCGUUUGAAUGACAGACUAAGAGAACAAGGUGUCGACAUGGAAACUGAAAGAAAACUUGAACAGUUCAAGCGAGAGAUGUAUGGUCAUUUAGAAAUGAUGACAAGCCGCAGCAGACUGCAUAGAAGUGAAGACUCUUCUUUUGGAGACCCUAAUCCCACAUCUAUCGCAAGGGAGCUUAAUGAAAGCAAGAGACUUCUUCAAGAAGACUGUGACUCUGUCAGACGAGAAGUUGACCAUUUAAAGGCUCGUAUAGCAAAAGUGGAACUCGAAAUGCAUUCAUCCCUUGGCGAUGGAAAAGAUGCUUUGCGGCGGCUUGAUAGACUUGACAGAACUAUCAAUGUUCUUUCUGAGAACCAGCGAUCACAGAGUCACAGUCUAAGCAGUAUGGUUGAUGAACGAGACAUGCGGACUGCUGAUCUAGGGCAAUUAAGGGGUAUUGUGGACCAGUUAUCUCAUCAAGUGGCCAAUAUGGAGAGAGAGACUUCAAACCAAGUACAUCGACAGCACUCAAGUGCCACAGGUUGCAGUAGCAAUUCUACAAGUCGCAAAAAUGGCAAAUCAUCAGCCACACACAAUAGACAAAUGACAAACGGUUAUUCACAUAGUAAAAUCACAAAUGGCAAGUCCAGGAAGAAAAAAGAUCCCCUAUUUGACAUCUCCCUGUCCGAUAGUGAUAUUGAUGUGACCACAGGUGUGUUGAAUCUCAGCACAGGAUCAGACUCUGAGAUUUCUUCCAUACAGCUAGACACCCAGUCAAGUAAUAAGGUCCACGCAAGAGAUGAGUUUGCAGACAUAUCAAGUACCUCAUUAAGUUCUUUAGAUUCAGAUGACUUGCUGCUUGAUGGCUUGUCUUAGAAUUUCAAAGUCUUCAUUUUGUGCUACUAUCAAAACAAAACAUAUUUGACCAUUCACAGAUCUCUGUAAAUAAAUAGGUAAACAGGGCAAUUAUUGAAAUUUAUGUACAACCUAUUAAUGUUUUCUAUCUUUUCUAUCUAUUUGUUGUGAAAAUUGUUUAGCUUAUGGAAGUUUGAGGAUGAUUGCAAGCCAGCAUGUUCACUACCACAAGCCAAUGAUAUAUAAAGGAUUAGAACCAUAAAUACAGGAUGGUUGGUCAGUGAAAAAGGCAACUUUGUUUUUUAUUAGUUGAACCAUUCAAUAUUUCCUAGUUAUUUUGAUAAUGUUAUGAUCGAAAAUUUCAAUGCUUCUAUGAAGAUUCUUUUUUUUUCUUUAUAGCCCAUUUUUCAGCCCAAAACAUACUUCAAUAAACAUAAUCCAAAUUUA